Messenger RNA from Mollisia scopiformis, 704 nucleotides. RefSeq lists its product as uncharacterized. Bases 50 to 523 code for a protein of 157 amino acids. The transcript has 3 exons. NCBI's taxonomy places the organism in Eukaryota, Fungi, Ascomycota, Leotiomycetes, Helotiales, Mollisiaceae. The record is from RefSeq and is a predicted model, not a curated record.
GACGAUUUUAUGAAAUAGCUGCAUUGGUUGAUAAACUAAGUAAACAAAAAUGUCUAUUGCAUCUUCCACACAAUCCACCACUCCGAUCCAAAGUCCACAGCUUCCAACAAUCUGGCAAAAUAUCCCGUUCAAGAUUAGGAAGUGCCAAGAUGGAGGGGAGCAUCGUGGCAAUCUCGAGAUCGUGACUUGGGACUCUGUCAGCGAAUUAGGUGAGCCUAUGGGUUGGGGAGCGUGCCUCAAGGAGGAAUCCGAAGACCUCAAACAAAAGUUCGAGGUUGAGAUGAAAGGAGAUUUCAAGAAUUUCUAUGACUAUUGGCCACAAGGCUAUAGAUGGACUUGUUGUGGUUUGCCUGGGGGAUAUGAGUGGGGCUGUGAUAGCCACUUUCCUGGGGAGUGUAAAUGUGAUAAUUGUCGAUACGGCUACAAGCUGCCAAAAGGCUUCCUUGAAGAGAGGAACAAGUCGGCACAUGCUAAAGGCUUAACCCUUGGUGAAGGCAACAUCAAUGGGAAGGAAUUUCAUUAAGACAAUGAAUUCAUCGCAGAUGGGCUAGCUCUGCUCAGAUGCUGAACCUAAAACAUGCAGAACACCACAACAACCCUUUGUCCCACUAUGGAGACCAAACCCAACAUAUGGAUUUGCUCUCUAGAGUUCUCUUCAAUAUUGUUCCAAAUUUCAGUUCAAGCACUUGCUCUUAGCUCACUUC